AUGCGCCCAGCGAUCUUCUUGUCCGCAGCACUGCUCUGCCUUGUGACAUGUGGCAAUGCCGUCAAAGCAGCGUUGGACUUGCAGAACCCCAUCUCGUCGGACGUCAGUUCGCCUGUGGUGGCCAACGACAAUCGGGUUCAAUCUGAUGAGAGCACGAAGCAACGGCGCUUGUUUUCGACGUGGGAAGAGAAGGAUUCGGAAUCUGAUGAUGACUCGCCGGCGGCUGCAGAGGACAGCACUGCCAAGGACGCGCAAUUUGGCAAUACAGGCGCGCCAGCUCGUGAAAGCACCUACGCCCCCGACAGCGAUAGCAAUUUGGUCAGCUUAAGUGUCCCUCACAGAUUCGGCGACCGUGUCCUCCCAGGCCCUCAUUCGAAACGCAGAUUCCGAAAGCGUCGAUACUGGUUUGCGAUGAAGUACGCAAGGUAUUUUUACAGCAAACACCGGAACCGUGCGCAGGUGCUGCAAAAACUCGCCUUGAACCAAUUGAAAGGCGGUCUUAUUGCUAGGUACAGCACGUUUAUCAACGAAGGCUACCUUGAUUAUCUGGACUUUCAAUGCGCCAAUCCUAUCAACAAGUUAGAGCUCGCUUGUGCAUAG
This is a messenger RNA of Hyaloperonospora brassicae, 600 nucleotides long. NCBI's taxonomy places the organism in Eukaryota, Oomycota, Peronosporomycetes, Peronosporales, Peronosporaceae. The record is from the annotation of a GenBank genome assembly.